Spirodela intermedia is the source of this 2139-nucleotide messenger RNA. Lineage: Eukaryota; Viridiplantae; Streptophyta; Magnoliopsida; Alismatales; Araceae. The record is from the annotation of a GenBank genome assembly.
AUGGAGAAAGAAGGACACAUCGGCCCCGACCGGCCCUCAACAAGAGGAGAAGCCAUGAUUUUCGUGCCUGAAACCGGGGCCAGGAAUGACCUCCACGCGGAGAACUUACGACCGAUGCCCUCACCGAACCAUUGGAAAACCCAGAGGAGGGGGGAGAAGAAGGAAUCAUCGGUGACGAUGACCCGGCGGCGGAGACGUGGACGCGCGGGGGGAGACGGCGGUUGUUGGAUAUAAUUGAGCUCCGGGGGGCCGCAGGGGGGAGAAAACGACGUGGGGCUCCGGCAGGGGAACACCAGAAAGAGAGGGAAGAACAAGUGCACACGUGCUGUUGCAUUCAUGAAAUCGAAUAAGGCCCCGCUCAAGGGCUGAUCUUCUGCGCGUUCAUAUUACUAUAAUGGGUUUCUGCUGGAGCGGACCCCCUGCGCCGACGCGAGCUCUGCUACAGAGACUACACCCUCGACUGCCUCUCUCCCUUCCAAUAAAGCUGCUACCUUCCUGUAACCAAAGGCUUCCUUGGAGGAAAAAAGGGCCUUCUCGGCUGCUGCCAUGUUGUCUGCUUCUUUUCCGUCUUCUGUUCCAUGAAGGCAACCGGAAGCAGUGUCCGCUCUCGGUAGCAUGGCCGAAAUGUCGACGGCGAGCUCUCCAUCGGACAGACGAGUUGAGCAGGUGAGGGGUCUCAACUGAUGUUCUAAACCCAGUUCCACUUCUCCCCACCACCCUCCCCUACCCCUGUUUUUUUCUCGUUAUGGAGUCUGCCCCCGGCUUUCUUGAUGGUUUCUCCAGAUCGCUAGCUUCUCGAGCCAUCUGCGUAGAAAAUUCAUGCCUACAGUGGAUCAAAGUCACCUUGGUUAAAGAUCAAGGAGAGAGCCAUUCCACCGAUACACUCUGCAGAAUUCCGUCCGAGCUUCUGUGUUCUCGACGUGUUUCUUCCUGGAGAUGUACCCUCUAGGACUCGAGCUUUGCAGAAACCUGAAGAACACCGGAAGAUGAACCUCCACUCGAGCCAUUCAGCCGCUUAUUUCGUUCUUCUGCUACCGGAAACUCGUGAUUGACGCAAGCAUCUUCAGCAGAGGCUGUCCCAGGAUCCAUUAGUCAACUGCCCUCUUGUUGUAGCGUCCCCAUCGAUUCGCUGUCCUGUUCAUGCUAAAAGGCUCCUGGAAUUUCUUUUUUUCUCUUGAUGAAGGCUAUUGUCGCGUUGAAGAGGGGAGCUCAUCUUCUGAAAUGCGGGAGGAGAGGGAAGCCCAAAUUCUGCCCUUUCAGGUUAUCCAGUGUAAGAAACGAACCUCCCGACGCCAGUGGCCCGUAAAUUUCUGCAUAAAAGCACGAGUCCUCGAGAGAUAUCUGCUUCCAUUAAUGGAUGAUAUCAUCCUACUCUGUCUCGUUUACCUUGGUGUGAGAUUUUCUCUGAUAUCUUUGAGGAAGAGCUCAAUAUACACCGCCUUACUUGACAUCGGCCUUUUCUCUGAUUAUUCUCUUCGUUCCUCCUUUGCCAAUGCGAUUGGCAACGGCCGACUGUUCUUCAGGAUGAGACGGCUUUAAUCUGGUAUUCAGCGCAGGAGGAGAGGCGGCUGAACCUGAAUUCUGUGGUGAAGGUCGUCCCAGGGCAGCAAACGGUACGCACCCUAUGGAUUGAGCGUCGCGUGAAAUCGACUGACUUACCCUGCAAAAAUUCAAGGAGUGAUCCGUGAAAUCUAUUCCAUUUCUAGUCCUGGUUCCGUUAAUGUUCUUGACACCACCGAUUCUGCAGGUAAAUUUUCUCCGUCAACCUCAACCAGGGAAGGAAGCUCAGUCUCUAUCCCUCAUUUAUCAAAGUGACGGGCGGUCCCUCGAUCUGGUACUCGCUCAUCUUCUUCACCAUAAUUUUUUCAAGGGGUUACAUGGCUGAGAUCAUCACCGGUUAUCCAGAUAUGCAAGGACAAGGAGCAGGCGGAAACCUGGUUCUUAGCAUUGAAGGUGAUGGUGUCUGAAUCUCAUAAUCCUCCUUCCAAGGCCGCCAUUAAGCAUACCAAAGGGACGCAGAGCGUGGCAAUUAGCCCUGUCGGGAAUGGCUGGAGGAAGCACAACGGCGAGUUCCUGGAGUCCUCGGAGAAAUUUGCCCAGGUUGAUAAUGGCGAACAUCGAUCUGCUGCGGUGGAGUAA